AUGUGGCAAGGGCUUCUGCCAGUCCCGCACGCUAGCAGUCCACAAGAUCCUGCACAUGGAGGAGUCCCCGCACAAGUGUCCCGUGUGCAGCAGGUCCUUCAACCAGCGUUCCAACCUGAAAACCCACCUGCUGACCCACACGGACAUCAAGCCCUACAACUGCUCGGCGUGCGGAAAGGUGUUCAGGCGGAACUGCGACCUGCGCAGGCACAGUCUGACCCACAACCUGGGCACAAGUGGAUCGUCGCCAGGAGGAAGUGGGACAAGCAGUGCGGGGGGACAGGGGUUUAG
Molecule: messenger RNA, 291 nt
Organism: Acanthoscelides obtectus
Lineage: Eukaryota; Metazoa; Arthropoda; Insecta; Coleoptera; Chrysomelidae
Source: the annotation of a GenBank genome assembly